Cinara cedri is the source of this 10719-nucleotide messenger RNA. NCBI's taxonomy places the organism in Eukaryota, Metazoa, Arthropoda, Insecta, Hemiptera, Aphididae. The record is from the annotation of a GenBank genome assembly.
UAUUUAAACACAUAUAAGCGAACUUCACUGAGUAUCUUUUUCGGAUAAUGGUAACAGGUAUAACAAAUUACUUUAUAUAUCUUAUAUUAAUAUAUUCCCUAAUACCCACCUAUAGCUACCGUAGUGGUUGCUACCGACUACACUAUCAGCUCUUUUUUUACCUUUACCUAGUUUAUUAUAUCAUGAUGUAUCGUGUGUAGCUUGUAAAUAGACAUAUUAAUAAUUAGACUACGUUUUAUAUAUCUGUGGUUGUAUUACACAAACAAUGACAAGGACACUGAUGUGAUUAUACUGUACACCACUGUAUGGUUGAUGAUAUUAUCUAUAAACCUUAACUGUAUCCCUGACCCACCUAACUAAAAGACCGUGAUCUGACCGAUUACUACCUCAGCUACUCUAUCAUGGGUCCAACAUGGAUAGAAAGACAGAUAAUACUUGGUGAAUACCAAGGAAGAAACUAUUGUAUUUCUUUAUUAAUAUGUAUUAAGAUACCUUAAUUCGUGAUCGUGGCGCACGAUUUAAGAUAAUAUUACGCUCCUUACUAGAAUAAUUUAGGCUGAUCAACGUAAACAAUAUAUAAAUAUUAUUAUCGUAGUACGUGAAAUGAGAACUGGUCACGAAAACGUGCAGAUGACCGCCGCAUGUCAAGUGGUCAUUUCUCGUUGGUGGUGGGUAAAUUGUUUCGCGCCAAAUAUACAAUUUAAAAUUCGUAUUUUUAUAUUAAAAAUGUAGUGUAUGUAUUUAAUAUUUAAAAAAAAAAAUACAAUUGACCGUACACAAUAAAAACAUGAAUUUAUUAAAAAUAAUAAUAAUAAUAUUAAUGUAUAAAAAAUGUACAAUAUAUUUUAUAAAAAAAAAAUCGUUAAAGGUAGUCUUCGUCUUCACUGCUGCUACAAUCGUUUUCAUUGCGGUCAAUUGUUAAAAUAAUGGGCUCCAAUAUGCAAUCCCUGGAGCCUUCUUUUUCAAAGUCUAUAUUUUGAAGUUUUUUUUAGUGUCUUACACAUUUUUCCCAAUUUUCUUUAGUAACUGCAUCUAUGGCUUCGUGCAUAAGUUUUUCGACAUCGGCCAUUUUAAAUGUAGUUUUGGUUGCAAUUUCACCUUUUACCUGCGCCCAAAUUAGUUCAUUUGGGUUGUAUUGACAGUGAUAAGGCGGAAGUCUAAUCACUUCAUGCCCCAUUUGAUAUGCCAACUCGUCCAAUUGGUAUCGUUUUUCACGCGAUUUUGCCAUUUUCACUUUUUUUUCAAGUUCCGCUAAGGUGAAGGAGAAAAAUCGAUGCAUUUUUGCUUAGCCACUUUCGAACAUCAGAUAUUUAUGUAUUUGAUUUUGGUACAUUUUCCACUAGUACGCUGUGAUAUGGAGCAUCCAUGACAAUUACACAUGGCUCCUCAAAUAGUUGCAGCAUAUUUUGAAACAGUACAUGAAAUAUUUGACUAUUCAUCUGUGAGAGGUAGUCUCUGUCAUUUUUACUCCAGAAAAUUAAUUUUGAGCCGGAUAUAAAACCAAAUUUAGCUGCCCCAGCAUGACAUACAAUAAGACGACCACCUUUACCGGUUGGCACUUUAAACACUUCACUAUCCAUAUCGUUUUGCCAAAUAUGGUUUCUUUAAUGGUUCUGGUUUACUCAAAUUUCAUCUAAAUAAAUGGUCUCGCAUCACCACUGGAAGGUAAAUUACACAUUUUAUAUGAGGUAGGUAGGAUAUUAUAUGUUUUCUUAUAAUAAAAAAAUGUUUUAAAUCAAACUAAACCUUUGUCAUAAAACUCAUGAACAGUUCUUCUGACCAAAUCAACGUUGAAAUCGUCAAUAUCUGUAAUGACCUUUUGUUUAUACGAUUUCUUCGGUGACGCGAAUAGGCUUCUUAAUCUCGGUGUAUCAUCGUUUUUAUAUUUCUUUACUUCAGCAAUAAUAUUUUGAAUACUUCGUUCGCUUAUUCCACAUGCUUCUGCAGUAAUUCUUUGAGUUUUUUUUAAAAAAAUCGGCAGAUAAAUUAUCUAUAGUGGAUAAUUUUUUAAAAAAAACGUAUACCCGGUAAAUCACUUGUUUACUUUGACUGUGAAUAUCGUAGUGUGUAAAAGACGCCAUUUCUAAAACUCGUGAUCAAAAAUUUUAGGUAUGCGCAGGUAAAUUUACAAAAGAGCACAAUAGCGCACUCGCCAAGAGUCAACAAAAAACAGGGACAUUUUAAAAAUUGCAAUUUAGUUGUUCUUUUCAAAGCGUAUAAUACCUGUCCCGCCGGUAGUGACGCACCUGAUAGAUCAAAUGUUGAGGCCUACUGGUUUUUAAAAAAAUUCGACACGGCGCGUGGCGGUCAUCCGUACGUUUUCAUGACCCUUACAGUGUACAUAUUUAUCAAUCUAGAAGAGUUAUUCAAUAAUAAUUAUGUUUUUAUAAAUUUUAAUUCAAUUUCAUACACAAUAAUAUUAUAGGAACAAAAAAAAUGUAAGCAAUCCAGUAGGUACAUAACGUUAUAUGUAAUUUUAUUAAAACAAUUGAUCGAAAUAAAUUAUUUCAAAUUUUAAAAACAUAAAUUAAUUAAGUAUAAAGUCACCCUACGUAACUAAUACAAAUUAUCAUAUUAUUAUAUUGAUAUAUGAUAAUUAGAACGCAGUAGAUGACUUGUCACUGGACGAUACUGCCAGUGACAACGUCUCACAAAAAAUUGUAUACAAUACGCACGGUUCUGUAGACUUGUGAAACGAGUAAGGACAGACGCCAAUUAUGGCUUUAUCUAUUUACGCGCCAACUUUAUGCAGUUAUAGUCAAUAGCUCAAUGCCCAGCACCAUCUAGUUUUGUAUAAUCUGUGCAAGUAUGAUAAGUUUCUUAUCAGUUGGCAUUCACUUUUAAUUGGAGUACAUAAAAACGGAGAAUUAGAGAAAACUUUUUUUUUCAAUGAAAAAAUGUAUACAAUUUUGGUUUUUUUUCUAAAAAUUUAAUUUAAUGAAUACUGAUAAAAAAUUUAUUAUUUCUACAGCAGUAAAUAAAAAAUUUAAACAGUUCAAAAAUUAUUUGUAUUGAUUAUUAUUAAAUUGAAGCCACCACAAAAUAAAUACUACAAAGGUAAAAAACAUACCCAAGGUUUAGUUAUAACUUCCUUGCAUAGACAUAUUAACAAAAGUAAAUUGUUUUUAUUCACUGCUUAAUUGAUAACAGUUUGAUAAUAUCGUGAUUCGUGGGUGGAAAUGAAUUAUUUUAAAUUUUAAAUUUUAAGUUAAUAUUUAGCAGUUAUAACUAAAUUAUUUAUUUAUUAGUUGAUUGUGAUUAUCGGAUGUAAUACCAAAUUAGUUACUAUUACACUAUAUAACAUUAUUACACUUGUACUGUAUAAAAGACCAAGUAAGUUGUAUUAAUUGUAACUCUACUGUAAAUGCCCUACAAUAUUGCCUGGUUCAUUGUAAUGUUGACAAGUUUAAAAUACUUAUUAACUAUGUUUGUGUUAAAUUAUUACUGAAUUACUAAAAUUAUUUACUUAUAGGUACUUUAUAGUUGUAUCGUAUACUUAUAUGAAAUAUAUAAUUUAAUAUUGAAAAUUAAGUAUUUUUACCAAUGAUAACUAAUUUUGAUAUUAUUUUUAAUGUAUUGAUAUUAUCUUAUAUUUAUUUCAGCAUGUCAGCAGAUAAAAGAACUAUAGACUGUCGCCUGCAACUUUUACAAGAAAUGCGAUGUCAAAAUUAUGACAUGAUACGUUUUGCAUCUUAUAGAACAGCUUGUAAACUUAGAUAUGUCCAAAAAAAAGUUAAUUGUAAGUUAAAUAUUUUUUUAAAUUUAAAAAUAUCUUAAUAAAACUAAUUUAAUAAGUUUUCAGAAAUGACCAAAUAAUUAUUUUUAGUAUAAAUAAAUAUGUACUAAGUAUUAUAGAUAACUAAUAAAAAACAAAAUUAAUUAAUUAUUUGUUAAUUAAAGUACCUAUAAGUAGGUGAGACAGUAUAUAUCUAUUGUAAACAAAUUCAGAUAAAUAUAAUUGAUAAGUUAGUGACAUAAUGUAAAUAAUGAUUGAGUUGAAAUAUUUUUUAACAUAGAUGACUGAUGAAUGAAAAUAUUAUUAAAAUUUUGAAUAAAAUGUAGUAAUUUUACAAUUUUUAGUUAAUCAUUAACUACAUUUUAUAUUAUUUUGGACAAUAUGUAUGAAAUGUGUUAUGUAAAAAUUUUAAUAAUCAGAUUUUAUAAAUAUUUAGAGCGAAUGAUAUAUCUUUAAUAACAUUUUUUAAUGCAAAUGUAAAAUUUUCUGAAAAUAUUAAUUAUUAUAACCACAGUAAAAUCUGUAUUUAACGGAUAGUUACGGGACCAUGAAAUAUGUCUGUUAUAGAGAGGUGUCCAUUAUAGAUUGGUUAAGACAGGUUUCACUGUACUAUAAUUUUUAAAGACCACAAACAUUUUAUAUUUUGAGUGAAAAAAAAUAUUAGUUUUAUUGAUAUUUCUUUUAAAAGAUUUCUUAUAUACACUGCUGUAUAAAUUAAGUUUCAAUAAUUUAAAAUUUAAGAUCUACUUCUGAAAUGGUAAAAAUAUUAACUUCGUUUAAUUUUAUUUCAAAUUAACAAUAAUUUACUUUUAGUGUUUUUGAUUUGACCAAAAUAGUGCACAUUAUUAUUAUUCAGUGUACAAAAUCCAAAACUUGUGUAGUGCUAAAAAUGCUAUUAUUAACGUAAUGUGCUUUAUUUACAACAUUUCAACAGAUUUACAUUGUAAAGCACAAAUGUUUAUUAGAUUUUGAGCGAAACAAGAAAUAUACUUUUUAUGAAUAACUUUUUCAAUAGAAAUUUUGUUCUGAUUUACAAAUUUACAAUUUUCAAAUCGUAAAUAUAACUUUCAGAACAUUUCUUUUAACUGAAUUUCACUCAGAAUUAUUUUUCAUUAGCAAUGGUUUGUUGUUGCUUACGGAUAAAAAUUAAAUAACUUAAUGUAUCCUAUAUUCUUACCUUUUCACCUACUAGAGUAACAUACUCUUCUCUAGUAUCAUCACUUUUUAUAAUUCAAACUCUAUUACUGUAAUGUUUUAUAAUUAACUAAUUUUUAAUUAUAUAAUUUAUAUUUAUCAAUUAUUACUAUUCUGGUUAAUUAUUUUUCUAGUACAUAUGAUUGACAUAUGGAAUGUUAUUGAAGCAUUUCGUGAAAAUGGAUUAAAUACAUUAGAGUCUCACGUGGAAGUAAAUGUAUCAAAAUUUGAAACACUUUUAACAAGUUUAUACCGUAAUUUGAAUAAACGUUUACCUACUCACCAACAUGUACAUGAUGAUUUAUUAACUACAAUACUUCUUAAUUGGGUUAUGUCUGUUUAUUCUGCGUAAGUUGAAUUUAUAUUUAGUAAAAUUAUAAACAGUGUAAAAUAUAAUGAUAUUUUAUAUUGUAUGUAUAUUUGUUUUAUUUUAUUUUAGUAAUGAUACUAUGGGAAGGAUAAGAGUGUUAUCAAUUAAAGUAGCUUUAGCUACGAUGUGUUCAGGAAAACUUAUGGACAAACUUAGAUGUAAGAAUCAUCUAUUAAUUAUAUCUUUAAAUUUUUAAGAUUUAGGAUAUCUUAAUUUUAUUUUAUUUAACUAUUGCUCAAAUGGUCAAUUUAGGAUAAGUAACAUGUGUGUAGACUCUUUAUUACUCUAUACUAUAGAGUGUGUAAUAUGUAUAGAUAUACAUAAAACACAGUAUGUUUAAAUCAGAUUAAAUAUAGUAACAAUUAUGGAUAAUAAUAUAGGUUAUGUAAUUUUUUUUAGAUGUAUUUUCUCAAAUUUGUGAUCAAAAUGGACAUAUGGUAGCUUGGAAAUUUAAAGAAUAUCUACAAGAAGUAUUAGUACUUCCAUCAGCUGUAUAUGAAUCUCCUUCCUUUCAUUAUAGUGAUCAGAUACCAGCUGAAAUAUUUUCCGGAGUAAAUCAUUUUUUAAUAAAUAUUUAUUGUAAUUCUUUAUGUAUAUUUUUAAAUUUAUUAAUAAUAAUUUUAGUUUUCAUAAAUUAUUAUUUUUUCUUAUUUACCAUUUGUUUUAAAUAUAUAGAAUGGGAAAGUAACUGUAAAUGAUUUUAUGGAUUCAAUGAUGUCAGAUCCUGGUCCAGCUUGUCUUGUUUGGUUACCAUUACUGCAUCGCUUAGCCAAUGUUGAAAAUGGUUUGUACAUUUUUUUUUUUUGUAGAUUUAGAAUACUAAAUAUUUGUUUAAUUUUAGUCACACAUCCUAUAUCUUGUGAUGCUUGUCAUCGUGAUAAUUUUACGGGAUUCCGAUAUCGUUGUCAAAAAUGUCACAGUUUUCAAAUGUGUCAAGAAUGCUUUUGGAGAGGACGUGUUGCAUCUAGUCAUACCAUUGAACAUGAUGUAAAAGAAUACACUAGUUAUGUAUGUUCAUAUUAUCGCUGUUUAUUUUUAUAUUGUAGAAUAUUUUUUAAUUGAAUUUGUUUAGAAAUCUCCUAGUAGACAAAUUGGUCAUUCUCUUCGAAAAUCAUUUCGCUGUGUACCAGAAAAAGAAAAAGCAAAUAUUCCACGGUUUCCUGAGGAACCUGAAAAGACUAUUAAUUUAUCUCAUAUUAUGUAAGUUAUUUUAUUGUAUAAUUUAAUUCAAUUUUGUUGAUUGAUUUCAUCUGAAUGACAAAUUAAUUCAAUUGUAGACCACCAUCUCCAUUGCCUUGUCACAAUGGUUUCUCAGAAUUAUCUCUUAGUAGUCAGUUUAAUACUUUGGAUAGUAAAACAAGUUCAAAAAGGUAAUUAAAUUUUUUUUAAUGUUAAUUAAUAUACAUAAUUUCAUUUAAUAAAAUUAAAAAUUAUUUCUUUAUAUAGUCCUGAUAAACGAACAAUGAGUUUAGAUUAUACCUCAAUGGAUGAUGAACAUAAAUUAAUUGCAAGGUAUGCUGCAAGAUUAGCUGCUGAAACUAAAGUAGUAAGUUAUUUUUGUAUUUAAUAACCAUAUAAAAAACUAUUUUAACACAUUUUGUAUUAAUAAGUAUUAUUAUUUUUUCUUAGGGCAGAGCUCCAUCUGAAGGUUCUUUAAGUUUGGAUACCUCUAGAGCUCAGAGGGAACUUAUAAUUCAACUAGAAUCUAAAAAUAGAGAAAUUAUGAAGGAAAUUGCGAGACUUCGGUAUAAUGCUAUUCUUUAUUAUGUUGAAUAAUUGUAUUUUAAUUAUAAGAUAACUUUUUAACAAUGUAGUAAUCGUUAAAUUUUAAAAUUACUAUAUUUAGAAAACAACAAGAAAUGGAAGGAUUUACUUCUAGUUUUUCUGAGGAUAAUCCAGCCCUUAUGAGUGAGCUUCGUGCUUUAAGAAAUCGAAAACAUGAAUUGGAAGCACAUUUAACAUCUUUACAAGAUUCUAGAAGACAAUUAAUGUUACAGUUGGAGGGACUAAUGAAACUUUUAAAGGUAAAUUAUACAAAUAAUGUACAUCUAUGUAAAUGACUUUAUUGGUAGUUGAUUAUACAUCUUAGCAUUAGUGAUUUUGACUAAACUUCAAGGAUGGUGUUAGUAACAGAUUUACGAAGAAGCUUGGAGUAAAAUUUUUGAAUCACCCAAUGAAGCUCAUCUUAAUAUCUGCCAAUGAAGGGAGGGGGUGAUUUAAAAUGCCAACCACCUCUCCCAAGUGUAUAAUUUAAAUUACAAAAUCUGGCGCUGGUUCCACUAACCUCAUUAAAUAUAAACACAUGUAUAAUGUAUAAAUGUGUUGUGCAUCAUUGAUCUAUUUAAAAUAUAGAUACAUUGCUAAUUAGAACUGAAAACAAAGCAAUUUGAUAUUAAAGUAAAUCAUUUAGGUAUUUUUAAUAUUAAAAAAGCAUAUAAAUCACUAAGUCUAGAGAUACUUCUUGACUAUUUACAAAACAAUCAAUAAUUGAAUCUACUGAUAUGUCCAUUUCUCGGUGUAUUUGAAGUAAAAUUAAAUUGCCUAGUUGGUCUUGCAACAUCUUCGUCUGGAGUCGAGUUUUAAGUCUAAAACAAUGAAAUAUAGCAAUAUAGCAAUCCAAAAAUUUGAACUAGCUGUUUAUUUGACCACCUAAUAAAAAUAUGUAAAAGCAUAUAAAUGUCUUUCAUAGUUACUAUUGUUAAUAUUUUUUUUUAGAAAUUACCAUAUUAAAAAAAAAAAUAAUGGUUUUUUUGAUAAUCUUACAAUUAUUUUUUAGAAUCAUCAAGGUUCUCCACGUUCAACUCCAAAUUCAUCACCUCGCUCAACUAAGUCUCCUCCUCCCUCAAAGUCAGCACCUCCUACACCUGGUGGAACUUUAACUUCAGCAUCAUCUUUAUCACUUAUGUCAACUUCUGAUUCGUCUAUGGUUGGUGAUGUUAGAUCUGCCUUUACUGGCAACUCUCUUGCAAGUAAGAAAAUGGUAUAUUUAUUACACUAAAAGAAAGUGUUUGCUUGCUUGUAUUUGAUGUACACCCAAGUACAUGGAAUACAGAAACCAUAAAUUUUGAACAUUAGUUGACUUAUGGGGGCCUACUGCUCUUUGUCUUUUCUCAUUGAAUAUUGAGGUACAUAAAUAAUUAGACAAUGAAGGGUAAUUCUGCUAUGAGUGGGAGUAGAAAAAGGGAGAGUAUAUUCUUUUUGGAUAACUUAUUCUAACCAAGCUAGUAUUAGUUAAGUUAACUUAGUUAGCUAAGUUUAUAUAUUAAAAUGUACCUGUGUAAAUUUAUUUUUUAUUUUUUGUUUAGAUACACCUGUUAAUACAUCUAGUUUAAGUACUAGUGCAAAUGGGUCAAUGGCAUGUGGAAAUCGAAGUUUAAGAAACGAUUUGUUGGUAGCUGCAGAUUCUGUGACAAAUGCUAUGUCAUCUUUAGUUAAGGAAUUAAAUUCUGGUAUAAACUAAGAGAUAGUAAUAGUUUUAAUGAAAUUAAUCUACUUUAUAAUGCUUUAUAUUUUAGAUAAAAUUAAAAUUCUAAUCUUUAAUACUAGUCAUUAUUGAAUUCAUAGAGAGUCCAGUAAAUGAAAAUGCAUCCAACUCUGGGAUUCUUAAACCAUUAGGUUACAAUAAGAAAGAAGAUGAUAGUAUAAAAAAUAAUAAAGAUUUUCGAAGUAAUAGUUUAUCAAGAAGUCAAUACAAUAAAGUAAGAUAGUUAUACAAUUUAUCAUUAAAAUGUAUUAUUUAAAUAAAUUAUAGUGUUGACCAUAUUAGUUUUUUCAAAAAUGUUUAUAAAUAUGUUCCUAGAAUGAUAUUAUAAAUUGAGUUUUCAUGUUUUCAUGAGUUAUCAAAAAACAUUUUUAUUGACACAUCAAAAUAAAUUACAUCACAUAACUUAAAUAAUAAUCAAAUGUUUGAAUUGUCAUGACUAUUAUUGUUUUAUACCAAGUUACUAAGUUGUUAAUUUGAUAGUCACACAUAUCUUACUAAUGUAAUAUAUAUAUAUUAUUUGUAUUAAAAAUAUUAAUAUUAAUAAGAUGGUAUAUUUAAAAUAAUAAUAUGUUGCAUUUGGAAUGUUGAAAAAUUAUUAGCAUAGAAUUAAUGUUUUUUAAUUAAAUAACUCCUCGAUAGUUAUUUAGCAAUUCUCAAAAUAUUUGGCAUUGACCUAAAGAAUUAAAAAAAAAACCUCCAAUAUAUAUUUUAUGUUCAAUUAUAUAUUUAAAUUAAAAGGGUUCAAUAAAAUUAUUGAAGUUUUAACAUUUUCUUUUUCUACAAUAAAAUAUAUUUUCGACAAAAAAAAAAAAAAAAACACAUUAUAAAACCUUCUUUGUGUAUAAUGCAGAUGAAUGAUAUAUUUUAUUUAAUUUUAUUGAUCUUUAUGAAAAUGUAUGAAAACUUAUAAUUUACAGUGAUAGUUUUAAAUGUAAUUAUUUGCAUAGAAAAUUAUUUAUCUCUUAUUUGGUUUCUUCUUAUUUGGUUAUUUAUCCAAAUGUAUAAUGGUAUUCAAAUUAUAUUUGGUUGUUUAUUUAGAUGAGACAUGCUACUAAUUCAGGAUCAAAAAACAAUUUAACUGAGCCAGAUUCUAUGACACGAUGGCGAUAAUUUAUUUUUCUUUAUUCUGGUAGUUAAAAAUUAAAUAUCCUUGAUUCUACUUAUACUAUUCAAGAUUUUUACUUUCUAAAAUAUUUUAACUUCAGUCGAUAUUAUACAACAAAUUAUAACUAAGUAUUAAAAAUAUUUAAUUAUGUCGUUACUUACUGUUUGUUUUUAUUUAUUUAUCAUGUUUUAUGUUAUAAAUCAACUUGUAAAAAAUCCAUUAUUAUUAAACAAAUUAUUGGACUAGCUGUAAAUAUAACUUAUAAAUUAAUCUAUUAGACAUUUUUACCUAAUAGAAACUAGAAAGUAUUAGAAUUAUUGUCAAAGUUAACUAGUUAUGACUGCAUUAUUUUUGUCUUCCAUAAUUUAUUCUAUAAAAAAAAUAAUAUGUGGUAUUCUGUACUUAAAAAUGUUUACUGAUUAGUUGAAGUAUACUUACAAAGUAUUUUUUUUUUUGGUUUUAUAAUUUUAAUGAAAAUUCAAGUCUUAAGUUUUUUUAAAUAAUCUUAUAAAUGUAUUAAAUAGGAUAGAACAGAGGUUCCCAAAGUAUGGGUCCUGUUAUUAUAUAUUUAUCAUAUAUAUUUUUGAAUACAUUUGUCAUUGAUAUUAUUAUGGGUCGCCAAAACUUAAAUUAUUUCCAAAAUGGGUCGUCCCAUAAAAGUUUGGGAACCUCUGGGAUAGAACAUAAAAUUAAAAUUUACUAAUUAUAAUUAUUUUUAGCAUUAUUGUUUUGUUUUUUAAUGUACCUACAAUUAAUGUAUUUUAUGUGAUUAUGUAUAUUUCUCUUAUCAAUUAAAAAGUACAAAAAUAAAGUAUUACACUAUGAUAUUA